AUGCAUAUGGGCUUGUGUAAUUCACCAGUCAUCAAGGCAAUUUUUCCACAGGAUGGUAAGAUUCAUGCAACUGGUGAAACAACCCCAUUCCAUAGAAUGCGGGAGACUUCAAUUGGGGUUCAGUUGGGAGUAAAUGAAUGCGAAAAGAAAGUCUUUCCGAGCUUUACUCGAGAUCGAGUCGCAGUCUCGCAAGGAUUUGCCUUUCAAGCUUUGGACAAGCCCAAAAGCACAAGCUUGUGGAACAGCACAAUGCAAUUUGAGUGGGGCUUUCGUAAAAAUUGGGAUGAACGUUUCGAAGUGAUACAGUUGAGCAGUAGCGGUCAGUUGUUGAAGUUGCCAACAGGGUUCAGAUUGGUGUUUGGCCGUAGCAUCAUUGCGAGUAUUCAGCGAGUUUUCUGUGGGUUUGUUACGGGGGUCGUUCAAAGGUCGAAGUUAUCCACGACUUUGCAACCACUGCAAUUAGUUGCAGAGUUCGAUCAGCAAGUUGGAGGUUAUUAUAAGGGGCAUCAACAAUCGGAGCGCUCGGUACAGUUAAUGUUGAUUUUGGCUGGGAGUUAA
Molecule: messenger RNA, 558 nt
Organism: Puccinia triticina
Lineage: Eukaryota; Fungi; Basidiomycota; Pucciniomycetes; Pucciniales; Pucciniaceae
Exons: 5
Coding region: 1-558 (185 amino acids)
Source: RefSeq, a predicted model, not a curated record